Molecule: messenger RNA, 621 nt
Organism: Salmo salar (Atlantic salmon)
Lineage: Eukaryota; Metazoa; Chordata; Actinopteri; Salmoniformes; Salmonidae
Product: T-complex protein 1 subunit alpha-like
Molecular function (GO): ATP binding; ATP-dependent protein folding chaperone
Source: RefSeq, a predicted model, not a curated record
AUGUUUGAUCUUGCAUUGAGGAAAUCACAUAAGGUGAAGGUGAUCAUUGCAGCAGAGUUUCUGAAGAGCGCAGAUGAACUGGUGAAGCAGAAGAUCCACCCCACGUCAGUCAUCAGUGGAUACCGUCUGGCCUGCAAGGAGGCAGUGCGCUACAUCAAUGAGAACCUGACCAUUGCAACAGACGACCUGGGCAGGGAGUGCCUGGUCAACACAGCCAAGACCUCCAUGUCCUCCAAGAUCAUCGGAGUUGAUGCAGACUUCUUUGCCAACAUGGUGGUGGAUGCUACUCUGGCAGUGAAGUUUGCGGAUCAGAAGGGUGUGGCGAGGUACCCCAUCAACUCAGUCAACGUGCUUAAAGCCCACGGACGCAGCCAGAAGGAGAGCUAUCUGGUCAACGGAUACGCACUCAACUGCACUGUAGGGUCUCAAGCUGCAGGGUUCAUCCGUCCUUCUGCCUCCACCGCCGGCGCAUGGUUCUUCUUUGUGGAGAAGAAGGACGAAACCCUGCACCCGUGCAUUGACUACCAGGGUCUCAACAACAUCACGGUGAAGAACCGCUACCCCCUACCCUUCAUCUCCUCUGCCUUCGAGACGCUCCAGCGUCUCCAACGCUUCCUGUAG